This is a messenger RNA of Ictalurus furcatus (blue catfish), 4032 nucleotides long. RefSeq lists its product as uncharacterized. The transcript is spliced from 2 exons. Bases 1864 to 2733 code for a protein of 289 amino acids. The record is from RefSeq and is a predicted model, not a curated record. Lineage: Eukaryota; Metazoa; Chordata; Actinopteri; Siluriformes; Ictaluridae. Gene Ontology annotation, molecular function: oxidoreductase activity.
UUCUAAAUAGGAGCUUGGAUGCAUAUGACUCACUUUCAAUCUAAAUUGCAAAAUUUAACCAAGAGCAAUAUUUGAAAAUUUGUGAAUUCAACUGAACAAUCAUUUCUUUUUGUCCUCAGUUAACCAACAUGUCUUCAACAAACAUGUCUCCUGUAAAUUUACAGGGUGUCUGUUCAUGUAUGGAACAUGUGAAUAAAGACAGCUCUAUUAUUAUGUGCUGGAUGUCCUCUGUAUUUUUACAAAAAAAGAUUAUUAGACGAGUAAUUCUUGUUUGUGCUUGAGUUCAAUAGCUUUUAUGCCAUUCGUUUACGUAAGUUAUGACUCCUACUGUAGGCCUUUGUGUGGUUCUAUUAUCGUAAACCAUUGUAUCCUGAUAACCAGUUCUUGUGCCUCCAGAAAAAGGUUGGAUGUUUGGGAGAAAUGUUUCAGUCAAGGCUAGAUCACUUUUACACCUUAUGUGCAUCAGUACUUAGUUCCCAUUUUGGGAGUUUGUGCUACUUCGUGGUGAAUCCCGUUAAUAAUGUAAUUUGGGGCAGUUGUAACAGUGCAGAGAUUUGAAGGUGGCAAAAUAGUUUCCAUCCUCUUUCAGUGUGAAAAAAUGUUACACAGGUUCAUUUGUUACUCAAUGUAAAAUAUAACGUAUAAGCACUCUCAAACGCUUUUAAUCAGUUAAGUACCUUCAGAAAGUUAUAGUUGUAAAUUAUACUAGUAAAUUCACUUAGUAGAAUAAGUACCAAGGUAGCAUACCUGCCCAGGGAAGUCUAGUUUUUCCUGAGAAUGUUAAGUGGGCUAUGACUUCUUUUGGUCACUUUAAUUAAAUGGCUUUUAUCCAAAUAAUGUCAGCUUCAAUCCAACUGCUUUUUUUUUUUUUAACUGAAUGUUCUGAAUCUACAUUUUAGAACAGUGCAUCUUGUUUGGGUUCAAAGGGUGGGAACUUUAUAAAUGAAAUACUACAUAGCUCCAAUAAAUUAAACUGUGGAUCCACAUUUGCCUAGUAUGUCUAAUAUUUGAAUAGUUGGAUUGUGUUCAUAAAAUACUUUUUAUUGAGCAUAAUGGAGUUAGUGGAUUAAUAAAACAAAAUAACAAAAAACACUGGAAAAGUUGACAUGUUACAGCACCAGUUGUUCCUUGCUCGAUCCUGAGCUUGGGUUACUGUCCCAUGAUUUCCCAUGAUCUCUUCAUGGGCUUCCUCCAGUGGCUCUGGUUCCCUCUCACCUACCAAAAAGGUUGAUUGACUAUUCUAAAUUGGCCCCUGGUGUGAAGGUGUGUGCAUGGUGAACAGUUCUGGGCUGGUGUCCCAUCCAGCUUGUAUUCCCACUCUGCUACUGAUGAUAAAUGGAAGGGGUUGCUUCUGCAAAAAAGUUUGAAAAGCACUAGCCUAACUUAUGGAGUUCUUUGAGUAUCCAAUCCUGGCCCAUAAGAAUCCCCUGUCCUGCACAUUUGGUGUUAUCCCUGCACUCCCAAUACACCUGAUUCAACUAAUUAGCUAAAUAACAGCCCUUCCUGAGCCAAAGUGGGUUUGCUCGAGCAGGGAAAAUGUUAAGAUGUGUAGGACAGGACCAGGGUUAGGCAAACGUGAUUAAAUAUCAGUGGUUGAGAUCUAGUAUAAGGUGUACUUGUCAUAGGGAAGGAAAAAAGGGGAGGGUGGACUGCACAGAAAUCCAAACGACGUCUUUGUGUUUUAAUGAAAAACGUUCAUGACCCCCACCCCCUCGUCAAUUAUAAAAUACACUAAGUGCCCUCCUGUGGCGAAAGGACGCAUUGCAAGUAAUCAACCGGAAGCCAUUUAGCGGAAGUUCCUGCAUGGCUUAAAAGAGAAUCGGCAUUAUUAAAGUCCUGAAUACUAACUUAUUUACAUAAAGCAUGCAGUCCACUGUGAGUGCAGUUCCUCUCAACUCUGGAACACAGAUUCCUCUCUUGGGUCUGGGCACGUACAAGCUGCGCACUUAUGGAGAGCUGUACAAGUCCCUCAGUGCUGCUCUUGAUGCAGGCUAUCGUGCUUUUGAUACGGCUGCAGCGUACGGCAACGAAGGUCAUCUAGGGCAAGUCAUCAGGGAGCUCCUGCCCAAGCAUGGCCUUGUGCGUUCAGACGUGUUCCUCAUCAGCAAGCUGGGACCGGAAGACCAUGGUCCCAGAGCCAAAGAGGGAUGCUUGAGGAGUCUGGAACAGCUGGGUUGUGAAUACAUAGACCUGUAUCUGGUGCACUGGCCUGGGAUUGGGGGUUUAGAACCAACAGAUCCCCUACAUGCCAAGUAUCGCUCGCAGAGCUGGGCUGUACUGGAGGAACUUUAUGAUAGUGGGAAGUUUAAGGCCAUAGGGGUCUCGAAUUACACUGAGAGGCAUCUUUUAGAGUUGUUUAAAAGCUGCCGUGUGCCUCCAGCAGUGCUGCAGAUGGAGUGUCACCCGAAACUUAUUCAAAUACAACUCAGGGACAUGUGCAAAAAGGCAGGUGUUCACUUCCAAGCGUACUCAUCUCUUGGAAAGGGUGCACUCCUGGAGGAUCUGGAGGUGAAGGACGUGGCUAAGAGCUGUGGACGAACUCCAGCUCAGGUGUUACUCCGGUGGGCCGUUCAGCAGGGCAUUUCUGUUCUGCCUCGCUCAUCGCAGCCACAAAGCGUUCAAGAAAACAGCAGAAUCUUUGACUUUGAGCUGAGCGAAAAAGAAAUGCAGAGACUUGAUGCCCUAAACUGUGAAACUAGGUAUUGUACGAGAGAUUCAACCUCCAUACAAUAAUAAAGUUGUUAUAAAAUAUUUUUGUAACUGAGUAAUGAUUCAGGGCUUAAAUAUGCCUGAUAUGCCUCUUUAACAUUUAAGCCCAGUUUAAAAGUGCCCUCUGUAUUAAGUUGCCUAUGGUCACUUGUAUUACUUUUGUAACGUGCCCCUGGUCUUUGGAAAGAUGGUGUAUUUUAAUAAAAUUAUUUUUGUGUGACUGUGCUAUUGAGUACUAGAUCAAAGUUUAAAACAGUAUAAGCUUCAACACUGUAGAGUUUGGGUAAACUCGGCAGUAGAUAUUGAAAGUCAGUCCCUCCAGGAUUUUGCGAUUGCAGAAAUGAAAGGAAACUCUGCAAUAUUUGCAGGAGCUUGCAAUUUUUCAAAAUUAUCAUAGAUUUCAUCCAAUAUUUGGUUACGAUGACAUCACUUGGCGCAUUCAGCCAAAGCUGUCUUCGACAUCAUUGCGCAAGACCGGCAAAACGAUUUUGUGCAAUUGCAAUUUGGCCAAUUCAAGUAGUUUUCAGAUAAAAAAGCACAAAAAAACCUCUGCAAGUUGCAUCGAAAAUUUUGAAAAAAGCUACACCAAAUUCAAGCAUUUGGCCACAACACUAAAGUUUUCUAGGUCUGGUAAUCUUUGUUAAUUGUAAAAAUGUUUGAUACCUGGCUAAAUAAAAGCAGAAAUUUAUGGAGUUCAAAAUUUUAUUUUCGAUCACAAAUAAUAAAUUAAACAAUGAUACAAACAGAACAAAUCGUUAUACAAACAGCUUCAUCACAAUAUAUUUAAUGCAGUAUAAAUUCUUACCAAGAGCUUGUGAAAAAGACACAGAAACACAUUUCAAGUAAGGCAUCAACAAAAUGCUUAAGAGAUUCAAGACCAGCUUACACAGCAUUUGGGUUGUCCAUCUGUAAUGCUGAUGCAAACGUUUGGCUGGAACUCACUGUACUUUUGCAUACAAAGCAAUUUAACCCAAUCUGCUAAAGUCCAGUACUGUGUGUGUAUAUAAAAGGCCAAAGACAACCACCAGCUCUUGAAACAUGAAAAGGUGUGAAAUCCAAAAACAUUUCAUAAACACAUUAUGCACUCAGGUCUCCAGUUGAUGUCUUAUUAAAAUGGAAACAAUAACGAAAGCAACAGCAAAUGCUGUGAUAAAAGAAAACCCUGAGACGAACCUGACUGAAUUAGACCAAUACCCGCAUCAUUAACCACCACUACACACGACUUUCACAGGCUGUUUCAGUGACUUUUAGAGUCACUUGCACUAUAUUUACAUUUUCCCAACAAUUCCUUUAAAGCCUUCAAUAAGACACAUGUUUAAAACU